Oldenlandia corymbosa var. corymbosa is the source of this 423-nucleotide messenger RNA. The record is from the annotation of a GenBank genome assembly. NCBI's taxonomy places the organism in Eukaryota, Viridiplantae, Streptophyta, Magnoliopsida, Gentianales, Rubiaceae.
AUGGCGCAUGUUCCUCAACAAUAUCAGCAAGAAGGGGGAAACCAAAGCACAAAAUCUGAGAUUGCUGAAUGUGUUCAGUCUGAACUGAAAAAGAUAGACAUUUCAAAUGAAAAUGGUGGAUCCAAAAGAAAUGACGCACAAGAAAUGAGAGCUGACACUGAUGCAGGGGCAAAUCAAAAAGAUUUUUUACCACCACCAUACUUGAACGCAAUACAAGGUGAAGUUAACAUGGAGGCUUCUAUAUCAGCUGAUGAUGUUGUACGAGCAGGGGGCUUUGGAGCUAGAGAUGACAUAAGUAGCUGCCUUCCCGUUGCUAGCGAUUUCACUGACUUUGAAGCUUCUCUACUUGAUGCCCGAGACUACGAAGAACCACAGGAGGAGAUCAGUAGACCUGGCCUCGGCUGGGCUAACUCUAAAAAGUAG